AGGUAAACAAACUUGAUAACGCACGUGGGGGUUUUGGGUGUGUCUUGGUUUCCUGCCCUAUUCCCUGCUUUCCUGUGUGAGUACCUGCUUGGGGGAUAUAGACUGAAAGAACGGCAGCGAUGACAGUCUCUGGCCGCAGCAGGCGUGGCCCACAGACGGCAUGAGUGUGGCUGGGCAUGGCAGGGCUGUGUGGCGGGUGUGACAUUCCCUCGUGGGUCGUGUUUGGUCGGUUCCACGGAGAAAUACCAGGAAACGCUGAAAACGCCUUGCAGUUUCUCCGCGACCACGGUGUUCUGCCUCGCUGCGUGUGGUGUCCGCGCUGCAAGCUCCCCUGCCACCUCCGCAAGGACUCGCCGAGGUGGUACUGCAGCUCCUACAAGGUCGUCAGGCACACGAAAAAACGACUGCGCUGCAAUUUCUCGGUUUCCGACUACAAAGGCACGUUUUUUGAGCAGGCGCACGUCGAGCCGUGGAAAGUGGUGCUGUUUGUGAACCACUGGCUGCGGAAACACUGGGACCAUGCCGAGGUGGUCAACAACUUGAGGUUUUCCUCCGAGACGUCCGUUCAGUGGCGGAGGAACUGCUCCCUGGUGACGGAGACCUGGCUGGAGCGGCAGGAGGCCAUUGGCGGACGCGGCGUGGUGGUUGAGGUCGACCGGAAACUCUUCUGCAAACGGAAAUUCAAACGCGGGAGGCCGGUGAGCCAGAUCUGGGUGUUGGGCGGGAUUGAGCGCGAAUCGAAGUGUGCCUUCAUCGUUCCCCUGAUUGACAAGGUAGGGAGGGACGCGAUUGUUCCGCAGGUGACUAAGUACAUCCGCCCGGGGUCUGUGGUGGUGUGUGGCCAGUGGGGGGCGUCUCUCUCCCUGCACAAGCUUGGCUACACCUUCAUCACUGCCCAGGCUGACGAGGAGGAGGAAAGCGACUCGGCCACACCUAAGGCAGAAGUAGAGGGAGAGGAGACUGACUACACUACUGCUACACCCCACACAGACUUUGCUACCCCUGCCACACCAGCUGAGGAGGAAAAAGAAACCCAAACACACCUGGAACCACGCGAAUGCACCACAACACGAGCCAGUAACUUUGCAAAGACAUCGCACGCCACUCCGACGAGGCAGAAAACGCACACACUCCCAGUAACUCAAAUUGCCGAGGAUUUAGACAAGCCCGGCACGCACACCACGGCCGACACGUCUCCCGCGGCCGCCAGACACCCGCCAGCCCACACAGAGACCAUCAGGGACCUCUGGAAAGACCUCAAAGACUGGGUAAGAAAACCUGGUAUGCGAUUGGACUAUUUUCAGGAAUAUUUAUCAAGGUUUUUGUUCAUCCGUCAUCACAAGGACCAGCACCUUCACCGCUUCUUCAUCGAGACUGCACGCCUGUUCCCGCCACACGCCGACCUCAGCGCCCCCACAGACACACCCGCAGACACACCCGCAGACACACCCGCAGACACUCACCAGGGCACGCACAAGAGUCGGUAUGCAGAGAAUGUGGAAUUUGGCGAAACUUCAGAUUAGCGUUGUUAAGGUGUUCUCUUCAAACAACAACAACAACAACAACAACAACAACAACAACAACCACUAAACCUAACCUAACCUAACCUAACCCCAAACAACACCAGAAACACCCCAAAAAAAAAAAACAAAAAAACACACUUAAAUACCCUCCCUUAAUUACCAAAGCCCUCCCUGACACACCCCACCACUGCCCCCCCUCCACUGCUCCCCC
Molecule: messenger RNA, 1734 nt
Organism: Scylla paramamosain (green mud crab)
Lineage: Eukaryota; Metazoa; Arthropoda; Malacostraca; Decapoda; Portunidae
Exons: 3
Coding region: 177-1523 (448 amino acids)
Source: RefSeq, a predicted model, not a curated record